CAAGGCUCCAAUAUCCGUAUCGUAUAGAAAACUCCUAUUAAAAAACAAACUUAUAAAUACACACACAAGCAGGAUUACUUAAAAAAAUACUAGUAUUACCAAUAUUACUAAAAGUUUUAAAAAUAUAAUGUGUACGCCUGACAAAACAAAGAAUGUAUAACACAUACAGCACACGUCCAGAAAGGCAAACCACAGUUUAGACGUUCCUUCCCCAGCACAAUUAGUCAAACAAGAAAAAUCAAGCCGUUCCCUCUCCACCUGAUCAAAACCCCAUUAAUCUGCAGCCGUCCAAUAACCGGCCCGGCUCUCCCAGCCAAUUGCGAGACCCGCUGGCCGUGACCAAUCGCGGGUUACAUGGUGAUCCCGAUCAAGGUGCUGACGUCUGGUGUGUGACAUGUGAGCGGAGCAUCAGUGUCACAUGUGGCCCUCUUGUCCCAUGGCCGCCAGCCUAUGGAGCCCGCAUCCCAGCACAACACCUGAAGGGUGCUGCACCCCAAACACCCUGACUGGACCUAUCUGAGACCUCAUACUUCCCAUGGAUCCAAACAUCCAAGGUUCUUUCCUCUUCAACAACCAGUUUUCCACCGAGUUGAAGGCACCGGUGUGUCAGUACUCGGUGCCGAACUCCUUCUACAAGUUGCCCGCAGGGACCCCACAUGGCAUCAGUGAUAUCCUGAGCCGCUCCAUGAUGGGGAUGGGGGCCCCGGGCACCACCACCGCCGCCGCCACCACUCUGCUCUCCGGUUACUCCGCCGUGGGGGGGUUCGGCCCUCCGGUCUCCAGCACGUCUUUGUACUACAACCGAGACUACAGCUCCACGCUUAACGGGUUCGCCAAGUCGGGCGCCGAGUGUCCCAUGAAGGGGCGCAGUGUCAGCUGCUGGGCCGAGAGUGGCUGCGACUGGAGAGGAGGCAAGCAGCAGUGCGCCAACAGUGGUCAGCUGGGGGACAUGUCAGGUGGCAAGAAACACACCAGACCGACCUUCAGUGGACAUCAGAUCUUUGCUCUGGAGAAGACCUUUGAGCAGACUAAGUACUUGGCCGGGCCUGAACGAGCAAGGCUGGCGUAUUCUUUGGGCAUGACUGAGUCUCAAGUCAAGGUUUGGUUCCAAAACCGGCGCACCAAGUGGAGGAAGAAGAGCGCCUCUGAGCCGAGUUCCAGCCAGACCCAGGCGGGGCCGGGUGGCGAGGCCUCGGACAACGAGGUGGAGGACGAAGAGUACAACAAGCCUCUGGACCCGGACUCGGAUGACGACAAGAUUCGGUUGCUGCUGCGUAAACAUCGCCGAGCCUUCUCGGUCCUGCGCCUCGGCUCUCAUCAUAUGUGACGCCUACUUUUUAGCUGACCUGCAUGCGCGUCGGGAAUGAACGCACGCACGCUCGUGCAGGAAGUUACCUGCAAGAUGACCACACCGCCACAAAAACUGCAACAGUAAAUAUGUUGACUAUAUUAUUAGCAAGGGGUUUCCAUAUGUGAAGGAAUAUGU
Messenger RNA from Nerophis ophidion (straightnose pipefish), 1486 nucleotides. RefSeq names its product NK6 homeobox 3 (gene nkx6-3). Gene Ontology annotation, biological process: regulation of transcription by RNA polymerase II; cell differentiation. NCBI's taxonomy places the organism in Eukaryota, Metazoa, Chordata, Actinopteri, Syngnathiformes, Syngnathidae. Gene Ontology annotation, cellular component: nucleus. The coding region runs from base 536 to 1327 and encodes 263 amino acids. The record is from RefSeq and is a predicted model, not a curated record. The transcript has 3 exons. Gene Ontology annotation, molecular function: DNA-binding transcription factor activity, RNA polymerase II-specific; RNA polymerase II cis-regulatory region sequence-specific DNA binding.